UUGUCGCAUGUUUGGUGACGUUCUCCAACUGACUCGAAAGGUCUCCGAUGCGAGGCCUAGUGAAUUUUGUAUUCCUCCGGCCAAUUUUGAGCAAAUGUCUACAUACCUAAACCCGUUUUGAGCGGGUUGUUUUCUUUAUGAGGGAUUUUAUCGGACGAAAGAAGGGCUUUACCUACUCAGCGCGGUCUCCUCGCCAUCGAGUGAAUUAACUCGAAGCGCGUAUCUGGAGUGGAGGAAACGAGGGUUGGAAAGAUGACAUCUCGGAGGUGGUUCCACCCCAAUAUCACUGGUGUGGAGGCUGAGAACCUUCUGCUAACCCGUGGAGUGGACGGGAGCUUCCUGGCCCGUCCCAGCAAGAGCAAUCCUGGCGACUUUACCCUAUCUGUCAGGCGAAAUGGGGCAGUCACCCAUAUUAAGAUCCAGAACACGGGAGACUACUAUGACCUGUAUGGAGGGGAGAAGUUUGCCACGUUGGCUGAGCUGGUGCAGUACUACAUGGAGCACCACGGCCAGCUGAAAGAGAAGAAUGGGGACGUGAUUGAGCUCAAAUACCCUCUCAACUGUGCCGACCCCACUUCAGAGAGGUGGUUUCACGGACACCUUUCGGGUCGGGAGGCGGAGAAGCUACUGACGGAGAAAGGGAAGAAUGGCAGCUUCCUGGUCAGAGAAAGCCAAAGUCAUCCUGGGGAUUUUGUGCUGUCCGUACGAACGGGAGAUGAUAAGACAGACAGCAGUGACAGCAAACCCAAAGUGACCCACGUCAUGAUCCGCUGCCAGCAUGAUAUGAAGUAUGAUGUUGGUGGCGGAGAGAAGUUUGACUCCCUGACAGACCUGGUGGAACACUACAAGAAGAACCCCAUGGUGGAAACACUGGGCACAGUACUUCAGCUGAAACAGCCUCUGAACACCACACGCAUUAAUGCAGCUGAGAUCGAGAGUAGAGUGCGAGAGCUCAGCAAGCUGGCUGAAGCCACUGAUAAGGUUAAGCAGGGCUUCUGGGAAGAGUUUGAGACACUUCAGCAGCAGGAAUGCAAGUUGCUCUACAGCCGCAAGGAGGGUCAACGUCCUGAAAACAAAAACAAGAACAGAUACAAAAACAUUCUACCUUUUGACCAUACGCGAGUGGUUCUCAAUGAUGGUGACACGAAUGAGCCAGGCUCUGACUACAUCAAUGCCAACAUCAUCAUGCCUGAGUUGGAGUCAAAAUGCAACAAUGCAAGAUUAAAGAAAAGCUACAUCGCCACUCAAGGCUGCCUGCAGAACACAAUAAGUGACUUCUGGAGGAUGGUCUUUCAGGAGAAUUCCCGAGUCAUUGUUAUGACAACUAAGGAGGUGGAAAGGGGCAAGAGUAAGUGUGUAAAGUACUGGCCAGACGUGUCAGCGCUAAAGGAAUAUGGGGCUAUGCGAGUUCGCAACGUAAAGGAAACGUCGGCCCAUGAUUACAUCCUACGAGAACUGAAGCUUUCAAAGGUUGGACAGGGCAAUACAGAGCGCACUGUGUGGCAGUACCAUUUUCGUGCCUGGCCUGACCAUGGCGUACCCACAGACCCUGGUGGUGUCCUGGAUUUCCUGGAGGAGGUCAAGCUAAAGCAGGAGAGCAUUCUAGAGGCUGGCCCAAUUGUGGUGCACUGCAGUGCUGGGAUUGGACGAACAGGAACGUUUAUUGUGAUUGACAUCUUAAUAGACAUCAUCAGAGAAAAAGGAGUGGACUGUGAUAUCGAUGUCCCAAAGACUAUCCAGAUGGUGCGUUCACAGCGCUCAGGAAUGGUGCAGACAGAGGCACAAUACCGCUUCAUCUACAUGGCAGUACAGCAUUACAUAGAGACUCUCCAGCGCCGCAUAGAGGAAGAGCAGAAAAGUAAAAUCAAGGGACGUGAGUACACAAACAUCAAAUAUUCCCUGUCAGAUCUGACCGGAGGUGACCAGAGCCCCCUGCCUCCCUGUACUCCUACGCCAACCUGUGCUGAUAUGCGGGAGGACAGCUCCAGAGUGUAUGAGAAUGUGGGUCUGAUGCAGCAGCAGAAGAGUCACAGAUGAGGCUCAGAAUCCAGCACUGUCCAGCUCACAGGAACCAUUUUUUGUUUUUGCCAGCCGCACCUGAAUGCCUGAAAUGUGAUCACUGCUACAUGGAAAGAUUAAAAAAAAUCAGAAAACAUUAAAAAAAAGGAGUUAAAAAAGAAAAAAAAAGAAAACGGAGACCAGUCUGUGAGGGCUCAAAAGACGUGUGGAUGGAGUUAACUUCAUUUCUCCUCCCUGCAAUGUAGCCUUUUUAACCCCCUUGCUAAGAAACCACUGUGAACAUCAUGAAGCCUUAUUCCUGAGAAGAGAGAGAGCCCCUGAGAAAUGAACUUCUACAUCUACGGAAUUCUCUGCAAUCAAUUCAGGCUACAAUUAGCAAAGUGUAGAGCGGAAAAAAGCUGUUGUUGUCUUGUUCUCCUUUUUCAUGUGUAUUUUUUUUUUUUUCUUCUUUUUUUGCUUCUGUUUUGUUUCUUUUACCAAAGGAAGAUUAUAUUAUAAUUAUUGCGAGAAGCAGUAUGUAUGAUUUUUCUCCAAGGAAGAGGAAGGCCUGUGCCAAACACCCAGCCUCACUUAGUCAUCCGUGUCUGCCUUUUUUUUCUAACUGAUAUGGGAACAAGGCAUAAGGGACAGAGUUUAAAGGGAUGUAUUCAUCGCGGAAGCAGUAUGUGUUUUGGAUCGAGUAGCCCAGACCUGUUACCGAAUAAAGUGUUUGCUGCCUGUUCUCAGAAGAAGCACCACCUUCAUGACUCAGACCGAGGAUGCCUUUCAGUUCCCGACGUGAUCAGUAUGAACGAGUGUGCUCUGUUAUCAAGGGUGCAGCUGUCAGCCCGUUCUAGUUUGUCCUUCAGUCCAAGCGUGCUCAUGUUGGGGCUCCUAUUGAUGACGCAUUCAGAGAAGACAAUCUCUCAGUUUGCCUUUUGUCCUUUGUGAGAAGAUGAGAACUGUCCUGACUGAAGGAAUCCUGGGACUUUUAUCAAGGGAAGGUCUUUAUUUUUUUUUUCCUUUUUACACCUGAUCCCAUCCUGAUUGUGUCAAAGUUACUGAAGCAUUACUGUGCGCAUAACACGCCACCUAGCAGGCCUCGCUGUUACCGCUUGGCCGCUGUGACUUUUUACACUUUGUUUUCUUUUUUUUUUAACAAUAUGCUGUUGCCUUUUUAAAAAAAUAAAUAAACAUAAAAAAAAGGAUCGCCUAUUACGUAUGUUAAAGCACCAUGUGAACUUAAUUUCUGAACCCCUGUUGGACGAAAAGUGACUGCACAUUAACAUGUCAAAAUGAGUGUCGGUUCUUAGAGCUUUGAAGUGCUGUUGGGUUCUCUAUGAUGGAAGAAUCUUGACUUUUGAUUGGGGCGUUUAUAUACGCAGUCAUCUGCCUAUAAUAUGUCCUCUUUCUUUUUUUUUUGUUUGUUUUUUUACACUAGUUUCACUGGCAGGUUCUGAUUACCUGUUACUGUCUUUACUUGUUUCACUAAACCAAACUUGUCUUUUCUGUUUAAGUGCUUGACAUUGUUAACAGUAUUUUUAAAUGAAAUUCCCACUUUGUUAUUUAAUGUGUUUUUCACAUGCUCUUGAACAUAUAUUCCCAGCCUCAUCAUUUCAAAUGUGUAGUGGAUUUCCCCACUUUCUGAUUGCCCUAUACACAUUUGACAGGCUCAGACCGUAUAUUCAUAGCCUUAUGAAUGUAAUUCUGCCCCUUGAAUUAUAUUCAUAGUAUUGGAAAUUGGCCUUUUCUCUUAGUAUAUUCACUUGGCCUUGGAAAAAAAUGGCCUUCGAGGAUGUCUAAGAAGCUAAGUGUUCUUUGAUUCUGUUUUCUUACAGGUGAGGGUAGCCCGUUACGUCCGGGGUCGCAUCCAGUGUACUGUAGUGUAUCCAUUUAUUGUACUGUAGUGUGUAUGAGUGCGAUUGUCUAACUUGUGGAGUGGUUGUGUUCUCUGUAUGUGUGUGUGAUAGGGUUGUUUGUACAUCUUGAGAAUACUGCUGAUAAGCUGUCAGCUUCUUGAUGCCUGCUCUUUUUCACUUUUUAGGUUGCCAUACACACUUUGGUCAUUCACUUAAAUUCACAUAGAUACAUGUCUUCGACCAGCCCCGCUUUUUUUUUUUUCUCACUUAAUUUUCUGUAUGUCCAAAUCCAUUCCUCUUCAGAGUCACUACCAUCACGUGAGACUUGCAGCCCCAAGCAAACUAAUGUGAAUUUUGUCAUCCUGAAGAGAAUACGUGGAAAAUGAACUCAAUGCAAACAAACUAUAUUUUUGAACUUGUAUAUUGUACAUGAAUAUCUUGUAGAGGAGAAUGUACUUACUAAACAUAUCUAAUUGCCAAUAAGAUAUACUGUAUGUUUAACCCAGCAACUUUCUCAUGGCAGAAUGUGAGCGUUGCCAAAAAGCUAAUAAAGGUUUAUUGUGUUGUUCAGCUAUCAAUGCAAUUAACCAUUUAUCAAUUUGUCAAUAACAAUAAACAACAAGCUCACGUCUUUA
This is a messenger RNA of Pygocentrus nattereri (red-bellied piranha), 4492 nucleotides long. RefSeq names its product protein tyrosine phosphatase non-receptor type 11a (gene ptpn11a). The coding region runs from base 253 to 2037 and encodes 594 amino acids. The record is from RefSeq and is a predicted model, not a curated record. The transcript is spliced from 16 exons. Gene Ontology annotation, molecular function: protein tyrosine phosphatase activity. Gene Ontology annotation, biological process: protein dephosphorylation. Lineage: Eukaryota; Metazoa; Chordata; Actinopteri; Characiformes; Serrasalmidae.